Aspergillus mulundensis is the source of this 2289-nucleotide messenger RNA. RefSeq names its product pH response protein PalF (gene rim8). NCBI's taxonomy places the organism in Eukaryota, Fungi, Ascomycota, Eurotiomycetes, Eurotiales, Aspergillaceae. Gene Ontology annotation, biological process: ubiquitin-dependent endocytosis. The coding region runs from base 1 to 2289 and encodes 762 amino acids. Gene Ontology annotation, molecular function: protein-macromolecule adaptor activity; ubiquitin protein ligase binding. The record is from RefSeq and is a predicted model, not a curated record. The transcript is spliced from 2 exons. Gene Ontology annotation, cellular component: plasma membrane; cytosol; cytoplasm.
AUGUCCGCCAAUCCUCUUCCCGCCCAAACCUCUACCUCGCCGCUCGGUCGGAAUCGCUCCUCUCUUCUGUCCAAGUUUCGUUCACAGCUCGGUCAACGCAAUCGCGCUAUAACCGAUUUCUACAUCGAACCCGAUGACCCUUGGCGAUCCUAUUUUCCCGGCGAUGUGAUUAAGGGAACGGUGUCUCUUACGGUCGUCCGGCCUGUUCGCAUCACACAUUUGGUUAUCUCUUUGCAUGGAAUCGUCAAGGUAUUCAAAAAUAAUGUCCCAGCGGGUGAGAAUCCCCCAGAUGUUGGGUCUCUGGGCCCUGGGCGCGGGCGCCGAGGUGCUGAGUACUUGGGCAAUGGCGUCGCAACAUUGUUCGAAGAUGAGGUGGUCCUUUGUGGAGAAGGUCGUCUCAAGGAAGGGAUCUAUAAGUUCCGAUUCGAGAUGUCCUUUCCCCCAUACGCAUUACCUAGCAGCAUCAGCUUCGAGAGAGGCACUAUUUCUUAUAUGCUUACGUCCACCCUGACGAAACCCACAACCAUAAAUCCGACUUUAUCAUGUCGGAGGCGCAUUAACCUUCUGGAAAGCAUUGACAUUGCGGGCUUUCCGGCACCCAAGCCUCGAGUAGUAACACUUGAGCCCAUCUCCAAGCGCUCAAAACAAAAAGGGAAAACAAAGCCGCCAGGAUCCGAUGCUCCUGAAUCUGCGUCACUGGAGCCGUCGGCAAGCGGGGGAAUCGCCGUUCCAGAACAUCGCCCUCCUCUCAGUCCAGCACCCAGCAAUGUUAGCUCAUCUAGUCGACUAAGCAACAGCAGCCAGAGCUUUCAGAUCGUGACGGAUCCGGGGUCGGCCGCCAGUAGCGGUGCUCGAAACAGUGAGGGCCGGAGCAUCACCCCCUCUGUUGCUGAUGGGAUAAUCACUGCUAAGGCUGAAGUUCUGCGCGCUGGCGUGCUGCCGGGGGAUACAUUGCCCAUAAAAAUCACCAUCAAUCACACAAGACAAGUGCGCAGCGCGCACGGCAUCAUAAUUACUCUCUAUCGGUCAGGCCGCAUCGAUCUCCAUCCUGCCAUCCCGAUGGGUUCCACUGCGAAUGGGAAGAAGCUAGUCUACGAGGACUAUUAUCCGCGUUCCAGAACAGGCUUGGGUGGUCUAACUAUUGGCACCUCCAGGGCCAGCAGCACUUUUCGGAAAGAUCUGUCGCAGACUUUCGCGCCCUUAAUUGUGGAUCCAACGACCCUGACGGCCGAUAUCAAGACCUCAAUUCGCAUACCCGAAGACGCUUUCCCCACCAUUACUCGCACGCCAGGUAGUAUGAUCAAUUUCCGUUACUAUGUCGAAGUGGUUGUUGAUCUGCGCGGCAAGUUGACAUCUCCGGAGCGUUUCCUCCCGCGAUUCAACCUCGUUUCUUCUGGUCGCAACUUUUCCUCAAAUGGCAAAGUAGUGCAUCCGGCGGAUACGAGUGGAAGCGCUAUCACGGCCAAUUGGGGUGACAACAUCCUAGAUACAGACCAGAUUCGUCGUGAGAAGGGGGUCGUUGCUGUAGUUUUCGAGGUGGUUAUUGGGACGCAAGAUACGCAGAGACGAAAAAGUGAAGCCCGGCGCACAUCCUCUGCUGCGGAUGUGACGGACAUUCAACAGCCCGUUGAAGACGGAGAAUUCCAGCCCUCUGACACCCAGGGCAACACAGCUGGUCCGGAGCCGGAGUACGCUCCACCGGAAAAUGCUGAAUGGAGACCGGAUCAAAUGCAAUGGCCAGACUACUCGGAUCACUCGCACCCGGAUCAAUAUCCAUUCCCGCCAGCGGACAUUCCGAGCCCCCAACCGGAUGAGCCGACUGACGAAAAAGCACGACUGCGGCACGCCGAACGAAUGCUCCUGCCUAGCCAGCCACCGGGAGAGGAGGCUGGACCCUCUUCAGCGGCGGAGGCUGCAAUGCCCACCGCUCCCGUACUGCCGGACGAUGACCAGUUGAACGACUACCACCAUCUUCCAUCGCCCGGUGUAAAUAGUAUGAAUGGGAUGUCACCAGCGUUGAUGUCAGCCGAGUCUGUGCAGACGGUCAUUGCAGGAAGCAGCUCUGCGCCUCUCGAUAGUCCGUCGAGGCCAAGUGAAGAUGAUAAGCAGGAAUUGGAGCGCCAGCGGCUAAUGAUGGAAGCCAGUGCGCCAAAUGACCCGGACGCCGGUCCUAACGAGCAUACGGAUGAUGGGCCAAGCGCACCGGUUUUCCGUGAUGAUGAUGAUGACCAGCAGCUUGUAGGAGGAGCUGCAAAUGGGGAUGAGCUUUUACCACGGUAUCAGCGGUGA